UGGUACUGUCGAUUUGCUCAUGCACAUCUUCAGAGUAUUCGAGAUCUAUCUAAAAGUGAUCUAGUCAUUGGAAUGAGGCUCAACUUGAAGCAGGAGGCCGAUCCCAUUUGUGAGCCAUGCCUUGCAGGCAAGUUUAAUGCUGCUCCAUUUCUAUCCUUUAUCAAUUGUGCCUCCAAACCACUCAAACUUGUUCAUUCUAAUGUUCAUGGCCUUCUUCCUAUUUGCACUCAGUCUGAUUACCACUAUUGGAUCACCUUCAUUGACGCGUCU
Molecule: messenger RNA, 270 nt
Organism: Phanerochaete carnosa HHB-10118-sp
Lineage: Eukaryota; Fungi; Basidiomycota; Agaricomycetes; Polyporales; Phanerochaetaceae
Exons: 1
Source: RefSeq, a predicted model, not a curated record